UGCCGAUCUCGAUAUCCAGGCUUCAGAACUAAUCCUAGCAGUCAUCGUACGACCGCGUUCUAUAUCGCGGAUAAUCGGGUGCUCCUAAUAGUCAGUAGAUAUUUGCUUCAUUUGAAAAUAUGAUUAUACAUGCCACAUUCAUGCAAGUUGUACUGGUCGCAGUGUUGUUUAUAGCACGCACACACGCAGCGCUGUGCUCAGAAGUGCAGAAUAACGACAGCUACACAUGCGAUAUUACACACGAAUUCAAUCCUGCGGCCAGCGGAAAUGAAGUAGACAGUCCCGCGUCGUACAAUAGCGUAUGUUGUAAAUUAGACGGGUGCAAGAAGUCUACAGAUGGAGUGAUACUAACUGUAUAUCGUAGCUGCCCAUCCGGGAACUCUACAACCAUUGGUGGUUUACAAUGUCCCCAGCUGUCAUGCGAUGCUGGACUCACUUGUCCGUGUGGGCGAGUAAAAGACGACAGUGAUUGUGAUACUUGUGAAUGCUUAUCAGAUCCGAACUCGUGCGGGCCUGAGCCAGUAUGUACAGAGCUUUGUUGGCUUGGAUCCGUACCGGACGAGAGGGGAUGUCCCACGUGCAAUUGUAGGACAGAAUUUUGCCCGUUUAUUUGUGCAAUUGCUUGUGAGUAUGGUAACGUGAAGGAUGCGAACGGGUGCGAUAUGUGCGCCUGUAUAGAAGACAAUCCCUGCGAUGAACCUAAUGUAUGUCCGACUGGUGUGGCAUGCGAGGUGGAUAUAAGCAACGGGCGAGCGAAGUGUCUGUGCGGUUGAUAUAUAUCUAUCGGUCCCAUGGUAAUGAGGUGGAACGUAUUUGCCGGACUUACAAUUUCAGACCUUACGAACAACCCAUACUAUCAGCUUAUUACUAUUGAUACAUACAAGUACGCAUACUGAGCGCGGAACAAAUUACAUGGGGUCAAUUAUGUAGUACAGACUGUAAGAAAUACUGGUAUGAUCUCUUCGCUUACGUGUAAGAAAGCACAUGCGAUGGGUAUAGAGGGCGAGCAAAGGUCUUUCCGGCUGCUAUCCUUGAGUUCUUCAAGUUAUACGGGGCUGUUACUCGAGGCAGUGAUAUUAAACGUAUUGACAGUGCCCGGAGAACCAAUCGAUAUACGCUAUUCGUCAAAAUAGCACCAAUCACGCUUAGAUGCACACACCAAGGAACACACAGCGUGCCAAUGAAAUAUCAAUUGAGUAAAUCAGUCCGUGAGACAAAAACGUGUGAGAAAUGAGUAUGUAUAUGCAAGUCAGCCACCGAGGAGGUGAGGUUCGAGGCGAGCAAUUUACUCUUUGAUUGGUAUGUCAAUUUGCAUUUUGUUUACACCCUUGCGUUGAUUUUUACCGCGACUCUGAAUUUAAUUAAAGUGGUAUUGAUCGCAAUGCUCCUAUCUAUGCUGUAUACUCGCAUCUUGUCAAUUGAGCAUAUGUAUAUACAAAAAUGCGCAUUAUAUUGGAGUA
Molecule: messenger RNA, 1460 nt
Organism: Sphaeroforma arctica JP610
Lineage: Eukaryota; Ichthyosporea; Ichthyophonida
Exons: 1
Coding region: 120-773 (217 amino acids)
Molecular function (GO): serine-type endopeptidase inhibitor activity
Source: RefSeq, a predicted model, not a curated record